Messenger RNA from Sipha flava (yellow sugarcane aphid), 1843 nucleotides. RefSeq names its product 2-hydroxyacylsphingosine 1-beta-galactosyltransferase-like. The record is from RefSeq and is a predicted model, not a curated record. Bases 374 to 1216 code for a protein of 280 amino acids. NCBI's taxonomy places the organism in Eukaryota, Metazoa, Arthropoda, Insecta, Hemiptera, Aphididae. The transcript has a single exon. Gene Ontology annotation, molecular function: UDP-glycosyltransferase activity.
AAAUAUUAAAUUACGUUAUUGUUCGUGUUUUUUUAUUGAAAUAGUAUAUAAAUUGUUCUAUUUAUUAUUAAACUUUGUUUUGAAAAUUCCAUCCAACAAAUGUCAGUUGUUCUAAUGUCUGUAUAACUAUUGUAAUUAAUGCUAUUUUUACGGAUAACACGAACAAUUAUAGACUAUAAAGAAAAAAAUACCAUUAUAAGAAAAUUACUAUUAUAAUCUUGUCAAUUAUACAAAACACUUAAAUCUAAAAAAUAGCUAAACAAAUAAUACAUUACAUGUGUUGUGUACACGUUCGGAAAACGGUUGGAUCAUUCAACUAUACAUUGUGUGGUAAAGUAGCACAAAAGUGCGCGUUAAGAUUCGAUCGACGAAAAUGAAUAAUUCACCGUCCGUUCGGAAGAUAUCGUUGAUGAUUUUGUUCUUCCGCAAUGCUCUGUGCAAGAACAUUUUAGGAGUUUUUCCCAUCGAAGCUCAAAGUCAUCAAAUAGUGUUUGACUCGUAUAUGUCUGAACUACACCGCCGUGGUCAUAACGUGACCGUCUACUCGCAUUUUCCUGAAAUUGCCUCUGAACCGUACAAGAUAAUUAAAAUCAGCAACACAACUACGUCAGUACUGAACCCAAACUACAUUACCAUGGACAACAUGAACUCGCCGUCGAUUUUCAACAGUUACAAGCACAUGUUUUGUCUGGUAAGUAACGGUCAAGCGUAUGCGCAGUCCGAUUCGCUGCGUGAGCUAUACGCUCAGCCGGAAGACACUUACGAUCUAAUUGUGACGGAAACGUGCAACACAGACCUUUACCUAGCGUUGGUUGGACGGUUCAAAGCUCCGUUCGUUGCGUGGACCACAUCCCCGUUGUUCGUGUGGUCCGCAGAUCGCAUGGGGACGUCCAGCAAUCCUGCGUACAUACCGGUCCUGAUGACACAGCACGGAACGGACAUGAGCUUCUUGGAACGAUGGGAGAACACGUUAUUGCGGUCCGUAGCGUUUUACAAAUACUUCAUAGAUUCGACGAUUCCUUCGCAGGAAAUUGCUACGAAACAUUACAAGUCUUUGAUGCCGUUGCACCAGUUGGUGUUCAAAACUAGUUUUCUGUUUGUUCACACGCAUUAUUCGCUCUGGGGGAGUAGGCCGUUACCUCACAACGUGGUCGAAGUAGGAGGUUUACACGUUAGACCGUCAAAACUUCAAGACGCGGUAACACCCUAUUUAUGAUUUUCCAAUCUAAUAAAAUAUAACCGUCAAAAGUAAGAGAUAAAAUGUUCUGUGUAGGAAAGUGAUGACCAAAUUAUAAUUUUGAAAAUUUCUAAUCCCACAUAAGAAAAUUCGUGUAGAAAAAAUAUAAUUAUAUUGUUUAAAUUACUAAAACAUUGAAAUUGUAUUUUUUAUAUCAUGAUGUUUACCAUAGUCAUGUCAACAAUUUUAGCGCCCCGGGGCAAAAAAUUUUCUUCGGGUACACUGGGCACAAGUAGCAUAUUAAGUGCAGAUAAAGGCGCCCCCAUACUUUAACAAAACAACGGUGCCUAGAGACCAUUGCCCCCUUAACUCCUUUAACUCGUCUCCGAUGGUUACACUUAUAAGAUUUUAAUCAUAAACUAAGAGCUAAUAUUAAGGAAAUGAGCGGGAUGAUAAAAUAAAAACAUGUAGAGAUUAACUUUUUUUUGGGUAUAACAAUAGUUUUUAUUUCACGUUAACUUGAUAUUGGGAUGAUGCCGCAAAGCCAGUAUUCACUAGUCUGAUAGUGUGAACACGAUAAUGUAUCUUUGGUACCUUAAUUAUUGUAUUAAAUAAAGUCUAAAACAUUACUAGUAUUAACUUUGAUUAUUGAAUAAACUUGGUAAU